This is a messenger RNA of Vitis vinifera (wine grape), 929 nucleotides long. Its product is annotated as histone H1. The transcript has 2 exons. The record is from RefSeq and is a predicted model, not a curated record. Gene Ontology annotation, molecular function: double-stranded DNA binding; nucleosomal DNA binding; structural constituent of chromatin. Gene Ontology annotation, biological process: negative regulation of DNA recombination; nucleosome assembly; chromosome condensation. Lineage: Eukaryota; Viridiplantae; Streptophyta; Magnoliopsida; Vitales; Vitaceae. The coding region runs from base 108 to 668 and encodes 186 amino acids. Gene Ontology annotation, cellular component: nucleosome; nucleus.
AAGCAAUUUGAAAUCAAAUUUUCAAUUUUCAAAAAUACUUCAUAACAACACUUAAAACAUUAAAACACCACAGCAUUCGUCGUUCUCACUCGAAAUUGUCUGAAGAAAUGGCUCCUGCGAAGAGCAAGGCCUCAGAUCUGUCUUCCACGCCUCACCCACCUUACUUCCAAAUGAUUUGUGAAGCGAUAUCGUCAUUGAAGGAACGAACGGGCUCGAGCCAGCAAGCGAUUUCGAAGUUUAUCGAGGAGAAAUACAGCGGGACUCUUCCUCCAAAUUUCAACAAACUACUUUCAGUGCAGUUGAAAAGGUUUGUGAAAUCAGAAAAACUGGUCAAAGUGAAGAACUCCUUCAAAACUGCUGCCACAGAGAAGGCGAAAUCAUUGAAGAAGAAGACGGAUGCAGUGGAAAACACCGAGAAGAAUGCAGCGAAGAAGAUAACGAGUAACGCAGUGAAAACGAAGCCGCUAGAUGGGGUGAAGACCCCGGAUAUUUUGAAGAAGAAGAAGAAGGCAGAGAAAGGCGCAAAGGGAUCGGCGACGGUGACGAAGAAGAUGAAGCGUCUGAGUCAGGUUAAGACUCCGGAAGCAAUGAAGAAGGCUCCGACUCCUGUGAAGAGGAAGACUUCCAAAUCCGCAAUUUCUUCAAGACCUCCACUCAGAAAAAGGUAGAACAGUAUCUAUCUAUCUAUAUAUAACAGAAGAAGUUUUUCUUUGAGAAAGCCUUGUAGGGAAAACCAUCUCAGAGCGUGUGAUGGGAAAAUGCUGCUUUUAUUUUACCUUUUGCCCUAAAAAAUUUGGUUGUAGUCUUGUAGAUGAAGAUCAUGAAUGGUAUCAUGGGUUGUCGUUGGGUUUUCUCUUUUUGUGUGUUCAUCAAGGCUUCAUCACAUGCAAUGAAAAAUCAGUAAGGAAUUGCACUUUCUAUGAUUCAAA